AUGGCCUCGGAACGUGUCACCUGGAUUGGCUUGGGUAACAUUGGGCGCGGCAUGAGCCGUAACAUCGCCUUGAAAGGACCCCAAACAACUCCCCUGGCUCUCUACAACCGUACUACAUCAAAAGCCACCGCAUUAGCCGAGUCUCUGGGCGUUGAGAAAGCCACAGCCGUUUCGUCCCUGCCCACCGCCGUUAAAGAUGCUACCAUUGUCUUCAUCUGCGUGGGGGACGACCAUGCGCUGGACCAGAUCAUCGACGCUCUCAUCAACGACGCCUCUGUCAACUUGGCUGACAAAAUCUUUGUGGAUUGCUCCACCGUUCACCCAGACACGUCGCGACGCAUCCACAAGACCCUAGCCGCGCAGAGCGCCGCAUAUAUAGCAUGCCCGGUGUUCGGGGCGCCCAACAUGGCAGACGCAGGCAAGCUGCUGGUCGUCCCAGCCGGGGCGGCAGCGGCCGUGGAGCGCAUCCGGCCAUUUCUGGACGGUGUGGUCGCGAUCGCAACUAUGCCAGUGGGUGACGACAGCGACGUGGGCCGUGCGACGCUACUUAAGGUACUGGGCAAUACAUUCAUUCUCAACACUGUUGAAACGCUAGCGGAGGGGAUGGUGGCGGCGGAGAAAUCGGGACUGGGUAUCGAGGUGUACCAGAAGUUCAUCAAUAUCGCGUUUCCCGGACCGUUCGCCAAGUACGCUGACCGGAUGGCCGGCGGUGAUUACUACCAGCGCGAGGAGCCGCUGUUUGCUGUUGAUCUUGCCCGGAAGGACCUGCGCCAUGCGGCUAGCUUAGGCCAAGAUGCUGGCAUGCGCAUGCGCAGCGUAGAGGUCACAGACGGGUAUUUGAAGGAGGUCAAGGCGGAGCGUGGGGAGAAGGGCGAUAUUGCAGGAGUUUAUGGCGCUAUCCGGAAAGAAUCAGGGCUACCGUAUGAGAGGAAGUGA
This is a messenger RNA of Aspergillus campestris IBT 28561, 936 nucleotides long. RefSeq names its product NAD(P)-dependent oxidoreductase. The record is from RefSeq and is a predicted model, not a curated record. Gene Ontology annotation, molecular function: NADP binding; NAD binding; oxidoreductase activity, acting on the CH-OH group of donors, NAD or NADP as acceptor. Lineage: Eukaryota; Fungi; Ascomycota; Eurotiomycetes; Eurotiales; Aspergillaceae. Bases 1 to 936 code for a protein of 311 amino acids. The transcript is spliced from 2 exons.